Molecule: messenger RNA, 545 nt
Organism: Trichoderma atroviride IMI 206040
Lineage: Eukaryota; Fungi; Ascomycota; Sordariomycetes; Hypocreales; Hypocreaceae
Source: RefSeq, a predicted model, not a curated record
GGCUUCUCUUUACUCUUUGCCACUUAGAUCAAGCCUAGUUUAUAUGUAUACAUAUAUACCCGAGCCUGUUGAGACAUUGGAGUAGCACAACUCACACCGCACUACAAUACACACUACACAUCAACCCCACCAAUCAUGUCUACUCUUACAGAGUUUACCUACUUUCCACAGCUUCCUGCCGAGCUGAGGAUAGAGAUAUGGAAGCUCGUGCCUGAGCCGGAUCGCCUCAUCGGCUGGGUCCCCUGCUCCAACUGCGAAGACAUCUGCAAGCAGAGACCAAACUGCCGGGAAGAGGAAGAGGCCAAGCCGCUCGCCAGACAGCAGUGUAUGGAGGAGAACCACCCUGACUGGCUGGUCAAGUACGUGGCACACCCACGCAAGAAUGCCAUCUUCGCCCCUCUCCACGCCUGCCGCGAGUCCCGCCAAGUGUGGAUGACCAAAUACUUUCAGCCUCCCCGGAACGUCACGGUCAAUGUAUCCGGGACGGAGAUUCCCGUCAAGUUCAACGUGCCUUUCCUCAACUACGAGCAUGACGUCUUCACAAU